CUCUUUUUGGAGAGUUCGUACUUUUCGCUUCCUGUCACGAUAGGCAGCACUGAAAGUCAUCGUAGAUGCUAUUACAGUUUCUCUGAGACAAUAAUAUUACAACCUUGCUUUAUUUUGGAUUUUGAUUUAGGGAAGGUAACGUCAUUGCAGAACCCUGUUUGCAGGGUUCUGAUUUAAGACUGAAAUAAAAACUAGCUGAUGAAACUUGAAAAUAAUACUGGGUUUUUCACUGCAGCUAAGAGAUGUAUUCCAUACUGGUAACUGCAUUUUUAAAAAACUUCUAACAUAGUCUUGCCACAUACGAUGUGAAACCUGUUUUGUUUCCUACAUGUAAAAGGAUACAUGUUUGCUUCCAGUACAGAAGAGCAUGUUCCCAAAUUCCUCCAACUUGGGUCGUCCACCCUUCCCUCCAAAACAUCAACAGCACAGUACCUUCUUCAAUAAGCUUCCUCUAAACAUACCACCUGCUCUUCUCUCUCACCAGCAAAUUAUUGAUGCUCAGUUUAACUUUCAGAAUGCAGCUCUUUCUAGGGCUCUGUUGAGUGGGAACCUUGCAACUCUUCCAGCUGUUACACCUCAGCCAUUGACUUACGGAAAUGUCAGUCCAGUACAUACAUCUACUGCCCCCACGUCAUUCCGAGGAAGAAAGAGACUAAGCGAACAAAACGUUCCAUAUGAUGUCAAACGGCAGCGGUUUCAUUCACCUCAUCGCGAAACAACUGUAGUUAACCAAACAGUGCCUUUACCGGAAGAACGUAGAUACUCCUUCCCAGGAUCCAUUCCAUCUCAACUGUUUCAUGCACAUUACCUACCAGAUUUAACUGGAUGUGUCCCUCCAUUGCGAGACGCUUCGUUUUCAGACCCUAUAGAGACCACGCUCCCUGUGGCCAAAGAUAAGUUAAGUCAGCAGGUUUUGGAGUUGUUUCAAGCAUGUCAGCAGCAGACCUGUGAUUUGAACAGAAAAGAACUCUGCAGAACAGAACUCCAGAGGGAAAUUCAGCGAAUUUUUCCACAGAGCAGACUCUUUUUGGUUGGAUCCUCACUGAAUGGCUUUGGCACGCGUAGCAGUGAUGGUGACUUGUGCCUCGUGGUUAAAGAAGAACCAGUAAAUCAGAAGACUGAAGCAAGGCAUAUACUCAGCUUAGUCCAAAAACUCUUCAGUACUAAACUUUCAAGCUACAUUGAGCGACCUCAGCUGAUUCGAGCAAAAGUGCCAAUAGUGAAGUUCAGGGAUAAAGUCAGCUGUGUGGAGUUUGACUUGAACGUAAACAAUGUUGUAGGAAUAAGAAAUACAUUCCUUCUGAGAACCUAUGCAUACACCCUUCUAUGUUGGUGCAUCAGGUGCUGUAGAAGAGAUCAAAGAUUAUAUGACAAAGUGAAGCAGAAGGUCCACAGAAGGAGAAAAUUUGAGAAUCGAGUUCGUCCGUUAGUACUGGUUGUUAAGAAGUGGGCGAGUUUUCAUGACAUAAAUGAUGCCAGUCGUGGUACUCUAAGCAGCUAUAGUCUUGUGUUGAUGGUUUUGCACUAUUUACAGACCCUACCUGAACCCAUCCUUCCAUCCCUCCAAAAAAAUUACCCAGACUCUUUUGAUCCUACUAUGCAGUUGCACCUUGUUCAUCAAGCCCCGUGUACCAUUCCUCCUUACCUCUCAAAAAAUGGAUCAAGUCUUGGAGAUUUGCUAAUAGGCUUCUUCAAAUAUUAUGCCACAGAAUUUGAUUGGAGCCAUCAAAUGAUUUCAGUUCGUGAGGCCAAAGCUAUUCCAAGACCUGAUGGUAUUGAAUGGAGAAACAAAUUUAUUUGUGUAGAAGAGCCUUUUGAUGGGACAAACACAGCUAGAGCUGUACAUGAAAAACAGAAGUUUGACAUUAUCAAAGAUGAAUUUAUGAAGUCUUGGCAGAUAUUACGAGACAAGAAAGACUUGAACUGUGUAUUACCUUUAAGAACAACCAUACAGAAAAGAUAACCAACUUCUUUCCUCUUU
Struthio camelus australis is the source of this 1981-nucleotide messenger RNA. It is a transcript of the gene TENT2, whose product is annotated as terminal nucleotidyltransferase 2. Gene Ontology annotation, molecular function: poly(A) RNA polymerase activity. Lineage: Eukaryota; Metazoa; Chordata; Aves; Struthioniformes; Struthionidae. The record is from RefSeq and is a predicted model, not a curated record.